AUGACUUUGACUACGAAGAGUGCUUGUGCCGCAUGCAAAUAUCAACGGAGAAAGUGUGAAAAAGAUUGCCCAUUGGCACCAUUUUUUCCUGCUGAGGAGUUCAAGUCAUUUCAAUAUGCACACCGUUUGUUUGGUGUAUCCAACAUAAUGAAGAUACUAAAACAAGUACACCCUGCAGACCGUGAAAAGGCAAUGAGAUCCGUCAAAUAUGAGUCCGAGAUGUGGGCAAAAUUUCCAAAUACGGGUUGUUAUGGUAUUGUGCAGCAACUUCAGUUACAGUUACAAGAAGCCACAGGAGAGCUCCAAAGUCUGCUUCCAGAUCUUGUAAGGAUUUACAAGCACUAUUCACCUCCUUCGCAAUUGCCAUUAGAUAUAACUUAUCUCAAGAGCCAGUGCCAACACCAGCAAAAGGCUGCAGCAGACUAUUUAAGUACUUCACAAUAUAUAGCUAAUCUCAAGGCCCAGGGUCAGUGCCAAUACCAACAAAAGCCUGAUUAUUUACCUCCUUCACAAUUACAAUCAGACAUAACUACAACCAGUAACACUGUUUCGACUUAUCAACAGCAUUUGAACAUUCCUAUCAAUGAAAAAGGUUUACAUGGUUGA
Molecule: messenger RNA, 606 nt
Organism: Quercus robur (English oak)
Lineage: Eukaryota; Viridiplantae; Streptophyta; Magnoliopsida; Fagales; Fagaceae
Product: LOB domain-containing protein 22-like
Exons: 1
Coding region: 1-606 (201 amino acids)
Source: RefSeq, a predicted model, not a curated record